Molecule: messenger RNA, 4140 nt
Organism: Homalodisca vitripennis (glassy-winged sharpshooter)
Lineage: Eukaryota; Metazoa; Arthropoda; Insecta; Hemiptera; Cicadellidae
Product: oxidative stress-induced growth inhibitor 2-like
Exons: 9
Coding region: 355-1875 (506 amino acids)
Source: RefSeq, a predicted model, not a curated record
CAGACAGACACCGGCUCAGUCGUCUGGUAGCGUUUGUGAGGAGUUUGAGGAAUUUGCGUGGUAUACAGUUUUUGUUUCACGAUACUCUGCAAUUUUGCACGCUUUUGUACUCACCAGAUAUAAGCACAACAGUUUUUAUUUUAGCUUAUUUACUGUCGUGACACAAUUUAUCAAAAAGAUCCCAGGAAUUCUGAAUUUCUUAGUGCGAAAGAUCUGAACGAUUUUAUUUUCUGAUUUGUUUAUAUUUUUAUAAAAAAGGUUUGCUCUAUACCCACUCGCUCAUCCCGAACCCUUGACUUAUUUGAAAGCAUCUGUGAUAUUUUUUACAUAUAAUUUUAAGUAAAGUAACAAAAAAUGAGAGACUUGAACGGUUGCGCUCACUCUACCAUUUCCUCCGAUGCCAUCUACAAGGAGGUCGUCGUCGUCGGUAAUGGACCAUCUGGCCUGGGCCUGUCAUACAUGCUGGCAGGAAACUGGCCCUACUACAAUAAUCUUGCCCACCCUGACGAGAUGUUGACUGCCCGUCUUCACUCUUCACGACACACUCGCUCUCUCAUUCACCAGGAUCUCAAGUUUUUAUCUCAGGGUCUAGAGGGACGCUCUAAUAACCCAGUAUCAGUGCUGGUGGACUGUCUAACUCACCCAGGUGCUGAUGCAGGACUGGACACGCCACAACUGCUGAGGUGGCGCCCUCAUGCUGAUAAGGCUGUAGAUCACAUUGUAUUGGGCAAGGGUCCUCCUGGUGGUGCCUGGCAGGCAAUGGAUGGGAAUGUGUUGACGAUAAGUCUCAAUUCAUGGAUGGAACUCCCUGGAUUGGAGUUCCGGCGUUGGGAGGCUCGCAACGGCAGCCCCGUGACAUCCACUCGCCGUGUACCUGUGGCCUCAGUUGCUGCCUACUACAGAGACUAUGUUAGGCUCAUGAGACUCUCCAAGUACUUCCGCAGUGGAGUGGUUGUUACCUCUGUUCGCCCAAUUGGAGGGCUUGCCUCUCAGCCAGGGGAGAUUGACUCGGAGGCGGAGACUGCCACCUGUCACUGUCACUGUCACUGUCACAUGUCUGCGCGGUGGGCAGUGGAGGGCUACGACACAGUCACCAACGCACCAUUCUUAUAUGUCUGUCGCUCAGUCGUGCUGGCCACAGGCUCUACAGAUCUGCACAACUUUCUAAACGUUCCAGGAGAGCUCUCCCAUCCAUCCUGGGUCUUCCAUGAUCUUGCAGAUUUUGAAAAGGCAUUGAUUGAAUUGGUCAAGGAAAACCCAGGUAUUAAAGAAGGCUAUCGGACAGUGGAUCCAGUGUGUAUUGUGGGUGCUGGACUCAGUGCUGCAGAUGCAGUUCUCUCCUCGAGGUUUCAUUCACUCCCAAUCAUCCACAUCUUCAGGAGAGCUGAGGUCUCCCCGGAGAGGACUCUCCCCGAGAACAUGUAUCCUGAAUAUCACAAGGUUCACCAGAUGAUGAGAUCGGGUGGAGAGGGAUAUCCUGAGUACUCUGCAUUCCCUCAACACAAAGUGGUUGACAUCUCGGCAGGAGAUGGUAAGAAGGUGACUACUGUUUCCCCUAGUGGUCUACAAGUAGUACACCAGGUUAGCCUCAUGGCUGUACUCAUCGGUUCUCGACCCGACCUCUCCUUCCUGCCUCCAGAGUUUCAGGAUGGCCAGACAUUGGCGGUGGACCCCGAGAGAACAUUAGACUGUCGGUCAAAUCCAAUCUCAGUGGAUCCCUGGUCUCACAGUGUGAGUGGGGCCCCGGUAGGGCUGUACGCUAUGGGACCACUCAGCGGGGAUAACUUUGUACGGUUCCUGUUGGGUGGGGCUCUCGCUAUCGCAAGUGACAUAUAUAGUGAGAGGAAGGAGCUGUCUCCUCCUCACUGCAUCUAACAUACAUGUAUGACAAUAGCAGCCUUCACCAACCCAGGCGUACAUUCACUGAUGUCACACUUGAAACUGAACAAUAAACAAUACAAACAGAGUUCAAUAUGGGUUCUUUUGAUUAUUCUCUCUUGUAGUUUGUACCGAGAUGAUUUACAAACACGUAUUUUAUAAAAUAAAUAUUAACAAUAGCUAAAAUUAAUAUAAAUUGUAACAUAAUAAAACAUUAGUUUAGUUUUUUGGUAGGGCUGUUUGUAUGAUAGUAGCAUUGUAAAUUUUUUCACUAAAUACUUUUAUUUAAAACUGAUUCCAAUUCAGUAACAAAACCCUUUGGACAUCCCAAGAAUUGAACCAGUGACUUUCUAGCUCGAAAGUGGUAUUUUUACAUAGGCAACAAAGCAAGCCUCAUAAGGAAGUACCAAAUCAUGAUCUCAUCCAAAUAGUACUUUGAAAAUUCUCUUCUGUUUUAGAAAGGACAACAUAGUUUUGUAUGUAAUUCACCUUAAAUUUAUUUUAAUCUUCUUAUAAUAAAAAAAAAUAGUAACCUUUUAUAAGUUCUUGCUCAGUGAAAUAGAUAUAUUCUUAUGAACUACGAAUUAAUCUCGUGCUUUUCUAAGAUAAUUUAUAAGCAUGUAUCUGUAAUUAAAAUAUCUCAAUAGUUUUAAAAUUUUAAUUUGAAAUAUUUUUUUAUAUCUAGGGAGGAAAAGUCAUUAAGUAAUCUUAUAACAAUGUUCACUUAUGUUUAACUAACUACACAACUUUCACAUGGCAAAAUCGUUUAGUUGAUACCUACCUACAAUACAUGUUAAACCAUUAAACUUUCUAAAUUCAUAGCUCAAAAAUUAAUUUAAUUUAAUUUUCAGUAAUGAAAAGGAAACUGAAAAUUUUAUUACAGAAUGAUUAGUUUCUUGUUACUAGAAAACAAUAAUAGUUUCUUUUGGCUUUCACCAAGUUUUGAGUGUGACUAAUUUGAAUGUACCAUUGUAAUCCUGUAAACUGUAUAUAAUAAUAUAGACUAGAUGUACAUAGUACCCCUCUUGCCUCUGUGAUAUAAACAAACUGACACGUUACAUUAAUGUUGUUUAAAAAGUCAUAUAAUAAUUUAUUGGUCUCUGUUAGGAUAACAUGACUAUUUGUUAGAGAUAAACUGAUUUGUUAUAUUUUUUAUCUUGUAAAUGUUUAUAUAAUUUUAAAAAUUGUUUCAAAAAAUGUUUUGGUGAUAUAAACUGCUUUAACAUCUGGGCACAUGACAAUAUAUAUAUUAUCUACUUGUAUUUCACUUUCAGAGCAAGGGUGAUGCUUAAUUGUAUUUUAAAUGCACAUAUAAUAUAAAUGCUUUAGAAUUUUGUUAUAUUUUAGUUUCCAAUAGCAAUUAAUAUAUAUUAUUAACAUUAUAAGUGAAGCAAACUUGAAAUAUGUGUAUACUUUAAAAUGUUUUUCCAAUACUAUAAAUGCUCCCAAUUAAUAUGCUAUGUUAUAAAAUACACAAUUUGUUGACAAUAAUUUUAAUGUUGUUUUCAAAUAGAAAUUCAUAAUUUUAAAUGCAAAACAAAUUCAGUACAAUGUAAUUUUUUAUUACAGUUCAUAUUAAAUCAUUAUAAAAAGCAGAUACUAAAUAUUUGCUCUCUAUUAAAUGACUUUUCAGUAUUUUUAGUAAUACAUAAUUUAAUAAUGAAAACAUAUUAGGAUUCAAUGUCUCUUUAUUUUAUCUUUUAAGAAACUAAUUUUAAACCACAUGAUCUGUUGUUGUACUCUGCUAAGGUUUAGUUGUUACAUACAAGCAAAUAAUGCAUACAAGUCAUAUUGUUGUUUUGUUAAGUUUUCAUUUAUAAGUAACUGGUUACUGUAAAUGUGUAAUUUUGUUUUCAUACAAAAAUACAAGAAGAUAUUUUAUGGAACUCAAUAUAUUAAGAGCAUUGUAAUUUAAAUAAACGCAUGGUUUACCCAUGUCUACAAAGUUUGUUUUAGAAAGAACAAAUAUUUCAAAUAACACUACUGACUUUAAUCUUUUAUACUCGUAUUACAAUAAUAUCUACUUGUUUUAAAUAUACAAAUAAAAAACCAACAAGAAUACAGAAUCUAUUAGUGCAUUUACAUAUGGUCUGAUAUAUGUGAGCUAGAGCAACAUUCCCAUAUAGUGCCCUGGAGCUUGUGAUAUGAUACUAGAUAGUCUGGAGUGGAGAUUAGCAUUUCAUUGUUUAAAUACUGAAGUAAUUUGUUUUAUUGUGUAGUCUAUGCUUUUUUAUUAUUAAAUUUUAUUUUUUUAACAGAAAA